AUGUCUAAAUUAACGGUAACAAAUUUUAGUAAAAGAACAGGGAGUCCUUUUCAAAGUAAAACCAAUGAAACAUCAGAAGAACCGAAGGCAGUUAAACAUGAAGAAGUACUGACGAAAGUAAACAUUGAAAAACAGAAGGAAAAGCAAAGUGAAUUACUACAGAAAGUAAAUAAAAAGACAGCUGAGUAUCAAGCGAAUAAACCUAGUUCAGGAGUCUUUACUGAGGUAGUGACGCAUGGCGCCUUUACUGGUAAGACUACAAAUAAAAACAUACCAAAAACAGAAAAUGUUGCGUCACAACCCAAAUCUACUAAUGGAUCCAAUGGCGCUAAAUUGCUUGGUUUUCCGUCGUCAGCGAAUGAUUUAGCAUUAGAUGCUAAAUCUGAUUUAGAAUCAGAUCCCAAUAUCACAAAAGAAGUCAAACAAAAAGUGAUAGACAAGCUUUUUACUUUAGUAUCUAUGGUUCAGCAUACGUACGAGUCUAAAGUUAGAAUACUGACUGAAUAUGAAAAAUUUAAAGAUACACAUUUAAAAAAUGAACUAAGAAGAGAGAAGGAACAUUCCGAACAAUUAUACAAAAUAAAUAUGAAUUUUCAAAACGAAGUAAUUCAAUCAAUACAACAGCUAAAGAGUGAACUCGAUAUUUCUAGAAAUAUUGUAAAGAAAAUGGAAAAAAGCAGUACAAACGUGGAUCUCAAUGACUGUCCCGUCGAUUUUAAUACGUCAGAAGAAACUGUUUCUAAUUCUCAUACGACAAAAGAAAACGAUAGUAAUGCAAUCAGAGAGACCGAAUCUGAAUUAGAAAAUAAUGACAAUAAUAUAUAACCAAUCUUUUGAAUUAGUGCAAAACGAAAGAAGUUUGUCAAUUUAAUUAUUAAUGGCUACCAUACUGGACACAUCGUGGACUGGUACAAAAUUAUUUGACAGAUAAUCGUUUUUUUUAAUAUGUUGGCUGGUUUUUUAUAUCUAAGAUUAAACAUUUGAAGACCAGGGAAUUAUUGCUGUGAUAUCCAGUAGGUACUCAUUAUAUUUUUCAUAUGUAUAU
Achroia grisella is the source of this 1045-nucleotide messenger RNA. RefSeq lists its product as uncharacterized. The coding region runs from base 1 to 825 and encodes 274 amino acids. The record is from RefSeq and is a predicted model, not a curated record. Lineage: Eukaryota; Metazoa; Arthropoda; Insecta; Lepidoptera; Pyralidae. The transcript has a single exon.